UGCAACUCCCUCACCCCUUCAAUCUAAAAAUAAUACAAAUUCAACAAAUUUAUUUAUUUAAAAACACACACAAAAAGCUUUAGUUUUUACUUGUUUAAGUUGUUUUUCUACAAAUUCAACCCCAAAAAUCUCACUCAAAAUAUUUGCCAAAUGUGUUCGUACGGACACUUGCAGUAGCAGGCUUUUUUUGCACAGCCGUCUUUACUAUUACCAUUGCUAUUACUAUUGGUUUAAUUAAUUAAUUAAUUAGGUUAAUUAACUGUCUCUGCAAUUACCAAAACAUGCAAACAAAACCCAAGUUGGAUGCGCCUCGAGAAGGAAGAAAACCAAAAACCCAUGUUUCUUUUUUGAAAAAAAAAACACUCAUUCACUCCAUUGAGCCCUGUGAGUUGUGAGAAUUUUGAAUAAAUGGCUGCCCCUUUUUGUAAUUCUAAUUAAUACUACUACCCUUUUGAUUGCGUUUGAUAAAGUUUAAAUCUUUAAACUUCCCCAUUAAUCCCCUUCUGUUUGCAGAGCAUUUAUUCGCUGUACAACUUCUCUUUUUAUCUUUUGUGGUUCUGGGUCGUAAUUUUUAUCCUUGUCAGAGUCCCUAGUUACUGCUUUCCAUCGUUUCAUUUCUACACCUACCAUCAUUUGCUUUGCCGCUUCAUAAGUGCUUUUCUGCCGAGAGCUUUUGAUUGAUGAGCUUUUUUUUUUUUUUUUUUUUUUUUUGUGUGUAAUUACUAAUCGCUGCAACUGCAGUGCUUCUAUCAGAAGCAUUACUGUUACAUCUUUUCUCUCUGUAAUCUCCGCUGUCGUUUUCUUCAUUUGGGGUCUGAGUUUUAGGUGAUUUUGCAACUGGGUUUUGAUUACUAUUUGAAAUGGCAGCUCCUUCUGGUUGCUCUGCUUCUGUGCCGUCACUGCCACCGCCACGCCCAAAGUCGCCGCCGCAGUAUCCUGAUUUGUAUGGGAAGCGCAGAGAAACUGCCAGGGUUCAGAUGCUUGAGAGGGAGAUUGGUUUUCUUGAGGACGAACUGAAAUCUGUUGAACGGCUUCAACCUGCAUCGAGAUGCUGCAAAGAGAUUACUGAUUUUGUGGUUGCAAACCCAGAUCCGUUAAUACCUACGAAUCGAAAGAAACGCCGGUCCUGUCGCUUCUGGAAAUGGCUAUGCGGAAUGCCCUGUUUCAGCUGCUCAUGGAUUUGCUGUUGCUGCUGCGACGGGUGCUCUCUUCACCUAGAAAUGCCACGCUGCUGUGACUGCGGCCCAUGUAACUGUAAUCCGUGUGCCUGCUGUCGGCUACCAAAGUGGCGAUGCUGCUGCACAUGUCCCCGGUCCAACUGCUGCAAAAAUAUUUCAUGCAGCAGGAAUUGUUGCAUUUUUCCAUCGUGUUUAUGUCCCGAUUGCUCUUGCGGCAACUGUUGCAAAUGGAAAUGCUCUUGCCCUAAAUGUCCGAAGGUACGCCCACGUUGCUGUUGUAGAAUAACCUGUUGCAACCCUUGUAGUAUAUGUUAUUAGUAUUUAUACUUUCAGUGUGGAAGCUUUGUUUUGCCUUUUUAGUCUAAAUUAUGCAAAUAUUUGAGAGAUGCAAAAUUUAUGUGAGCUAUGAAGUAAAUUUUAGAGUA
Molecule: messenger RNA, 1603 nt
Organism: Pyrus x bretschneideri (Chinese white pear)
Lineage: Eukaryota; Viridiplantae; Streptophyta; Magnoliopsida; Rosales; Rosaceae
Product: guanine nucleotide-binding protein subunit gamma 3
Exons: 5
Coding region: 861-1496 (211 amino acids)
Source: RefSeq, a predicted model, not a curated record